Molecule: messenger RNA, 1665 nt
Organism: Linnemannia hyalina
Lineage: Eukaryota; Fungi; Mortierellomycota; Mortierellomycetes; Mortierellales; Mortierellaceae
Source: the annotation of a GenBank genome assembly
AUGCAGUACGUUCAGCUUACAAUCGAGCUCAUCACCAAGGCCUUCGAGACAUUUUCUUCUAAGAAGGGAGUGGAGUUUACCAAGAAAGAUGCAAAUAAGAUCUUUAAGGCGCUUGAUGAGGAUGAGGGAGUAGAGAGAUACUACUUUUGUGGUGCAAAGUGCACCAAGUCCAAGCGCAAAUGCAUGAAGGAAGUUGAUGAUGAAGGCAUGCAUUGUUAUGUCCACGAUCCUGCGCGCAAGUGUCAAGGCACAACCAUUAAGGGCGCUAAUUGUGGUAGUGUAGCCAAACUUGGUGAAACAUACUGUGGACGUCAUCGAGAGCAGCAUAAAGGUCAUAUGAAAAGCAGUAACAAUAAGGCACCUGCCAACAAGCGUACCAAGUCUUCCAAGAUAACCAAGAAGACACAUACUCCUGAGUUUGUCCCUUCAGAUGAUGAUAUGACUUCCGAGGAUGAAGAACCAAAGAAGCGAAAGAGAAACAAGCAGGAGUCAUCGGAUGAGGAGCCGUCCGAUGAUGAUGAAGAAGAUAUAAUUGCCGUCUCCUUUCCGUUGAGUCCAAAGAUGGGACUCCAAGAGGCAACUCCUGCUGAUGUAGAAAAAAUAGAAGAGUCUUCUGCUGAUGAGAAUUCUGACGAUGAUACAGAUGAUGGUGAUACGUCUGAUGAUGCUGGCUCUGACGAUGAUUCCCCUGAUGAUAAAGACUCUGAUGAUGGCAAGUCCAAUAACAGACCUGAUGUAGAAUCUGGAGAUGAUACCUCUAAGGAUAACCCUGAUGAAAAACUAUCUCAUAAAAAAUCAGAGAAAGACAUAGCACGUGCGAAGGACAGAGGAUGGAUGAUUCAUCCUAAUAACGACAUGCUUGAGUAUGCAACUAAGUUUACGAUGAAUGGCAAGUACAUUGUCAGGCUAUCUGGAAAGAAUACAUACGUUGGCCUGUUUACGCUUGAUGCUCUGCGCGGUGUCGGUGAUGUUCCAGAGUUGGAUAUCUUGGAACGCUCCAUGCUUAGCAAGAUGAAACUUCAACCAUUGUCUGAUGAAGAGAGAAAGACGCUUUUCAACGAGGAGAUCGAAGUAGAAGAAGAAGUACCAGUAGAAGGACCAACAGAUAAAUCCAAGGUGAUAUGGAAAAAACUUAACAAGUACUUGGAAUAUUCCGAGAAUGUACUUGUAAAUGGAAUGCACAUUCUCAAGAUGCGCAAAAAAGACACUGUAAUCGGCUUGAUGACUGAUGACCAUAUUGCUGCAGAGAAUGUAGAGUGUCAUUCUCUUAGCCAGAAGGAAAAAGAGAAGUUGUUUGCUAUGGGAUUUAAACCGCAUGAGCAUAAGCAAAGCUUGCCACAGAAAGAUGAGAGCACAUGUGAGGAUGAUAAAGAUGCUGAGGGCGAUAAAGAUGCUGAGGAUGACAAAGAUGCGGUGGGUGAUAAAGAUGCUGAAGAUGACAAAGAUGUUGAGGGUGAUAACGAUGCUGAGGAUGACAAAGAUGCUGAGGGUGAUAACGAUGCUGAAGAUGAUAAAGAUGCUGAGGAUGAUAAAGAUGCUGAGGAUGUUAUGUGGAAAAGUCGAGACAAAUUUACCAACAACAAACAAAAGCAGAAGUUAAUUGCCAUGGGGUUCACGAUCGAGGAAUUGCCUAAAUUGUACUCUCCAGAUGUAAAGUUUUGGUAG